Molecule: messenger RNA, 2789 nt
Organism: Styela clava
Lineage: Eukaryota; Metazoa; Chordata; Ascidiacea; Stolidobranchia; Styelidae
Product: SET domain-containing protein 4-like
Biological process (GO): peptidyl-lysine monomethylation; peptidyl-lysine trimethylation
Molecular function (GO): protein-lysine N-methyltransferase activity; protein binding
Source: RefSeq, a predicted model, not a curated record
UGUCGUUUCUGCGGUGCCUACCGCUGAUUUGCGUUCGUAAGGUAUUCGUUGUUUUAGCAUUGCCAACUAUGGAACACAGUACCGGUACCGGCGUCACUGCAGCACUGUCAUACUUCUGGAGUGGAGUGUAUACUCCUCAAAGAGCGCUAAUUUAGGUCAUAUUGUUUUAGCCUGCACAUGCUGUCACGUAUUGCACUAUCGUCUGUCUACGUGACAUAACGCUGAAGUGCAAUGAUUUAUUAGGUAUGUUAGUCGUUGGCAUUGAUUAACCAUACAGCCCAUAGGUAACUAGAAGUUAACGAGAAACAAUAAAGAAGUGUUUGCAAGUAGUAAACAUAAAGUAACUCCGCAUUUUUAAACGUCCCUGCUGUCUGAUUAUUGGGGAGUAAAUGUCAAACGGAAAUUUGAAAAAUUUCGUCUGGACAGGCAUGGUGCAUGUGUAGUAUAGCUGACAGCAGUAACUACAUGGUUAUAUACUGAAGUGGCUAUGCAGGUGAUGAAAAAAUAUUAAAAUAAUUUUUUAUGUGUGGCAUGGGAAGAACUAAGCGCAAGAGGAAAAGGAAGAAGGUAUCUCAAAACCUAAAUGAACAAGUCUCUCAUGAAAGUGUUUACACAGAAUUACUCAAAUUCAUGAAAGAAAAGAAUUUUAAAUCAAAUGGGCUUGUUCCUGCAAAUUUUUCUGACACUGGCCGUGGAAUGAUGGCAAAAAAGACCUAUCAAGAAGGAGACACGCUGAUAUCAUUACCUUGUCAAAUCCUCAUUGGAACAAAAAAAGCUCUGCAAGCUUCGAAAUGGGCUCAAUUUAUGUUGUCAUCUUCAAAGAUGCCAAGAUUCACCUCCUUACAAAUUCUCUGUGUGUUUUUAAUGGAGGGAAAAUAUAAACUUGAUAAUGGAUUCAAAUUUGAUUGGGAUGUUUAUAUAAAGACCUUGCCAAAGACUUUUCACUUUCAUCAUGUAUUCUGGGAUGCAAAGGAUAUAAAAUUAUUACCGAAAACGAUCCAGAAAAAAGUGAAACUGUUGCAUGAAAAGAUUCGAAGUGACUAUAUUGCAGUAAAAGAUGUAUUUGAUUCAUAUUGUGGCCAGGAAAAAUUUGCAUUAUUGUGGGAUGCGUAUCGUUGGGCAUGGUGUUGUGUGAACACUCGUUGCAUUUAUUCAAACCAUGAAGAAUUGAGCAUCAAAAAUAUUUUGAAAUCGCCAUCUGAUUAUUACUACCUUGCCCCCUAUUUAGAUCUUUUUAAUCAUAGUUUUUCAGCAAAAGUAAAUGGUUUUUAUAAUCAAAUUUCCAAAGCUUACGAGAUCAAUACUUUACAAAGAUGGAAUAAAUUCGAACAAAUAUUCAUUUCUUAUGGACCGCAUAGCACUGAAGAUUUAUUCCUUGAAUAUGGUUUUAUAGUACCUGGACAGAAUCCGAAUGAUACUUUCAAUGUUUCUUUGGACAACAUUUUAUCUGUGACAAUGAAAUUAAAAACCUUAUGUUCAAAAUGCCGUAAAACAUUAACUUUCAUUUUAAAUUCUCAUUAUAUAAAUAAGGAUUGGUCACUAAGUUACUCUGGGUUAUCAUAUAAUCUCUCAUGUACAAUAUUAAUCAUAUCAAAGCUCUAUUUUCUCAUAGAUAAAUCAAAUUUUUGUAAAAAUCCUAAAUCUUGUUUAAUAAUAUUACAACAAGAAAAACAACUUUCAAGUUUUAUUACUGAGAUUCAUGAUGGAAAAAUUCCUUUUAUAAUAUUAUCAUAUGCAAAUGAGAUAAAAACGAAUUUAAUUAAGAAUAUGAAGUCAGAGUUUCUCGAUGAGUUUAAAGAGGUUUCUGAUAAAAUUAUUGAAGACAAAAAUAAGGAACGAUACCAAACUAUUUCUGAUUUAUACCAAGUUACUUUUAAUAUCUUUGAAGCUGCUAUGUUACAUAAUAUAGAAGAAGCAUUUGGACAUUAGACUUACUUACGUUAACAUUACACAUCUGUGGUACAAAUCUCGUGCCCACCAAUAAGGGUGUACACAGCAAUUUUCAAGGAGGGGGGGUCUUGAUUUGCCAAGUUGGACUGUAAUGGCUAGCUGGUCCGGCCAGAAAAUGUGGUUUUGCAUGAGGCUUUACGGUUCAAAAAGCGUUUCAAGCUACGGAAAAUAAUUGUUAUGUAUGAUACCUGCAACCCUGGUACCUAUUACCUUACCCAGUGUGUAAAGCAGGGGUCGGCAACCUUUUGUCGCUCGUGGGCCAAAAUAAUGGUUGCAAGUCAUUGGCGGGCCGCAGAUAUAUUUCUAGGAAAUUGAAAACCGAACGGAUGAUACUUUUUAUAAUAAAAAUGAAGGGGUGAUUUCUCGAAUAGAAUGUAGAUUUAUUUCCUCUUUACAUUGCAUUUUCGGCACCAUUGAACCCUUUGCACUUAGCAUCAACUUUUCUGCAUUUUGUUGUCAUUUGUCUAAUUAUAAUUAAAGUAUAGGCUGAUUAAACGAGUAAUUGUGAAUUAUACUUAAUAUACUUGUUAGAAUAUAAUAUUAUUUAGUCUACACUCUUCUCACAAUGGAUUGUGUAACGUGAAAAAUAUAAUCGUCAAAACAGCUGUUUUGUUACUAUAAUUCAGUGAAGCGUCGCGGGCCGGAUUAUGUUACCCGCGGGCCGUAGGUUGCCGACCCCUGGUGUAAAGGUUAGUUAGGCUGAAACAGAAAGAUUUCAGUCUUAACUUUCAACAUAUUCUUUGAUACCAAUGGCUGCUUGUAGGCUGGUAGGGCCUUGUUCAGAGCAAAAAUCCUGAAUAAGCAUCAUAAAAACUAACACUGACUAUUUCUAUUUUUUA